Messenger RNA from Lactuca sativa (garden lettuce), 3277 nucleotides. RefSeq lists its product as uncharacterized. The record is from RefSeq and is a predicted model, not a curated record. Gene Ontology annotation, molecular function: ubiquitin protein ligase activity. NCBI's taxonomy places the organism in Eukaryota, Viridiplantae, Streptophyta, Magnoliopsida, Asterales, Asteraceae.
CUAUCAACAACACAAUUCCAUACGCCAACGCUUAUUAUUGAUUACUUAAAAAGAAAACCCUGUAAAUUCUCUAUCAAAUAGCCGACGUCGAUCUUUUGACCGCCGGCACUUCACGCUUUUUCUGCGGUACGAUCCUCAUCGCCACCAUCAUCGAUCUCUUUCCCGAUCAUUUUGUUAUCGUUUUGGUUUUUCUGUUGCCUUUUGUUUUCUAUCUAUGUAUGUUCAUUUAGUCGGUUGAAAUCCGAUGUUCCGAUGAAAUCCUAUUUUACCUACGAACAAGUAGAUCCUCUUAAAUAAACAAAUAAACAAAAAAAAUGCGUCUAACUGGUCCUGAAUCGAGUUUAAUUUGGGGUUUUGUGUUGUAAGUAUUAAUGGAUUAUACACACAUAGGCGUAUACAUAUGUUAUUUGUGUAUUUUUAUGCUAUGUGGAGAAUACCACAUAUAAUUUCCUCAAAUACGCUUGUUAAAACUUUUGGAUCUGCGUGUUAUGGAUACAAAAUAUUAAGGAAAUAGAGAGGCUGGUUGAUCACCAUUUUUCUUUUCUCUCGUUUCUGUUUCUGAGUUUUCCUUUUCGAUUUUCAUCUGUGAAGGAUUUUAGGCUUUUGUUUUUUUAGGAUUUGAUUUAUUAUUUUAUCAGUGUGAGUGCUACAUUUUGGUGGACGAUUACGAUGAAUAUAAAUAGAUCAAUCAUACUUUGGUGGUUUCAUUUCUUUAUGGUCAUAGUUGAUUUGAUUUUCUUGACCUUUUAAGCUUCAAGCUAACAUCCAGUAUAAGCAUGAUAAAGCUUAUAAAUUAAGAUACACUAAUUUUUGAGUUAGGCUGUUAUGUCCAAACUGUGACAUUGGGUGCAAAUUGGGUGUGGGUUGGCUUGAGUGCAAUCAGAUAUGCAUCAGGUGCACACCCAAUUGAUAAGUAGACAACAACUACAUGGGUGUGUCUUGGGUGCAGGUGGGAUGUGGCUUGACUUGUCUUUUACAGGUUCGUCUUACUUUUUUCUGUAUUAGGUUCUUGUUUCAAGGCUUUGAAUUCUACAGGAUUAGAAAGAAAAAGAAACACCUAAAAUAUAGGCAUAUCUUAUGUAAAUAUUGUAAAAAAAACAUAAACCAUACACCCUUGAGUCUAACCAAUAACUAGAGUCUUGAUGUGUUGUUUUUUAGUUUGCUCUAUCAUACAUCCUUGUCUUAUCUAUUAGGUGUAGUUGGACAUUUUUCUUGUUCAGUUUUCUCAAAGAACACAAAUCAUUUUGUUUAUUUUCUUGUAGGAUCCUGAAGUUGUCUAUAUAUGUAGAUACUUUCUUGAGCCUCAACCCCGAUUUUAGUAAAAUUUAGUUGGCAAAUCCAUGUAACUUGAUAUCUAGCGCAUCCGGCAUCAGCACCCAUUCCUUUCUUCCUAGCUUAUAGGUGUAUAUAAGUGGGCUCUCUCAUAGAAACUAAAAGAAAAGGUUGGCAUAAAAGGUAGCUUGUAUCAAAAGGUGAAGUAAAGUUAUCUGUCAAAAAGGAUGAGACAUAGACACUUGUCCAACUCAUUUACAAGAUUUGGAGGUGACCAACAGGAUAACAACCAUACCCAUACACCAGUGGAACACUCUUACUUUCCUACAGCAGGAAGGUCAGAAAACGGUCCUUUUGUUGGUCAGAAUCUGAUGAAUCAUAUGUCAAGAGGUCACAGAAAUUUGGAAGGAGGCAGCAGCAGGGCAAACGAAUAUCCUCCUCCUCCUCCUCCUUCAUCAAACAUUAGCAUGGAAGUACAGCCGCCCUUUGUGCCACCUUUUCCGCAUCCAUCAAUCACUGGCGGACACCCCGCUCAUUAUACUAAUUAUAAUCAUCUUCCAAACGCACAUGAUAUGGAAUCUGGUCUGUUGAACCACCACCACCACCACCCAACACCCAAUGGAGUAGGAGGAGGGCCACUCAAAAGAAAAAGGUCAGGUAGCUUAAACAGCCUCUACACCGUAGGAAGUUCAUCCAGUUCUUCUGCUUCUCAGAUGCCAUUAGAAAAACCAACCCUAGAUCCUUACAGGGGCAAUCUCACAAUUGAUGGUCAAGAUUCAUCUAGGAACGUGAGACGUAGAUAUAGACAUGAUGACAUGGAAUCAGAAUCAUCUAGAAGUCAUGUCCCAAACCAUUUUUAUCAAUCAGCACCAGUACCACAUCCACCACCACCACCACCACCACCAAACUACUCCUCCGCAGCCCCCCAUGUUCCUCAUUAUCCUGCCCCCUCCCACAUACGAGACAUGAGACAUGAGAUGAAUCAGUUUCAUGUUGGAGGAAGUUCUGGUGAUCCAGCUUUCAGCAGCAGCAGCAGACAAAAUCUUCAUGUUCAUGCCAACAACCAUUCUCGCAGAAUUCACUCUUCGUAUGGUAGUGCUUCCAGGUACUCCCACUAUGGACAUGGUGGUACAUCAUCUUCAACAAGUGGGAAUGGGCUGCGGACCCCACCAGACAAUUUCUCUCCUAGAAACUCGAGGCAUUGGUCUCCAAAUGGGUGGAGGGGUAAUUACAGCCACAGGAGUGGAAGGCCAAGGAUAGCAGUUGAGAGAUUCCAUUCCGUUGUUGAUGUAACGGAAUCCCAUGAUAGAAUUGGACAUGAGACCUUGAUGAUGGUGGAUCGGGGGGGAUCCUUGUAUGGCAAUUCUAGGAAUUUCUCGGAUCAGUAUAGAGAUUUGAGGCUAGACAUCGACAACAUGAGCUAUGAGGAACUGCUUAAUCUCGAGGAAAGGAUAGGGAGUGUUAACACAGGUUUGUCUGAGGACAGCAUGUCCAAGUGUUUAAGGGAAAAAGUUUACUAUUCUUCUUCAGACCAAAACCAAAACCAAAACCAAAACCAUGAGGAGGUUUCUUGUCCUAUCUGUCUUGAAGAGUAUAAAAAUGGUGAUGCGAUUGGAAUGAUGGAAAGAUGUGGACAUGGUUAUCAUGUGGAUUGUAUCAAGAAGUGGCUGUUGAUGAAGAAGUUAUGCCCCAUUUGCAAAACCGAAUGCUCAAAUCAGUAGUCACCCAUCCACCCCUUUUGCUUUGCUUUCUCAUUCUGUAAAUAGAUGCCAUAUCAUAUGUGCAUUAUGCAAUUAUGCAUUCACUUGUACAGCACGUAAUGCAAUUUCCUUAGCUUAAUUUUAGUUUUAUUGCUGCUUUGCUGUUGUUUUUAUUAGUUACUACCACCAGAAAACAAAGCGUUUUACUGGUUUUCAUAUAUUAUUAGGUGUGUAAAGGUAAAGCAUGUAAGGAUUUGUCCUUUGUGUUGUGUGGUGCAACAAACAUAUAAUAUAUAUUUCCUCAA